This is a messenger RNA of Volvox carteri f. nagariensis, 708 nucleotides long. RefSeq lists its product as uncharacterized. Bases 28 to 708 code for a protein of 226 amino acids. The record is from RefSeq and is a predicted model, not a curated record. Lineage: Eukaryota; Viridiplantae; Chlorophyta; Chlorophyceae; Chlamydomonadales; Volvocaceae. The transcript is spliced from 5 exons.
CUCUGUCAUAACAAGCUUUUACAAGGAAUGACAUCAACACUGCAGCCUUACAGGACGACUCCCGUAUGCCAUCUCAGGCAGCGGGGCUUCUCAGUUUUGUGUCCUCGGCCCUGCAAUACAAACCAAACAAGGAGCGAAGUACGUACUAAGGCAUUCAGGCUAGGAAAUCCCUUUGGGGCCGGUGCGUCCUCCCGCCAACAGCAGACCGCCCUGGUUGCCCCUGACCGUCCACCGGCGAGCAGCAGCAAAGCAGCGUCGAAUGGAGUAGCAUCAUUUCCGGUCAUUGCCAUAGCAGCCGUUGGCGUUGCGGGGCUUAUAACGAUGGUGUUCAAGAAAAUCAGGAACAAUGGGCUGGAUGACAACACGGCGCGCUAUAGCGUGAAUAUGCAUCUCGCGAACGUCAUGAAAGACGUCAAUACAGUGCGCAUCGAAGACCUGUCGUUGGACCAAAUCGAGGCGGCAAGAGCACGGCGCAGCAAGGAGAGGGCUAACCAUAAAUUGUCGCUGGAGGAAAUCGAGUUGCCCCAGAACCACCCCUUUGCGACCAAGCAAAAGCUGUCAAAAGAGGAGCAGGAGCAGUCUCUCCAGAACUUGCGCGCGCGCAGCAUGCGGCGUCGAAACUAUGAUGCCAUGCAGACCGGAGUGGAGGGAGGGCGUGCCAGUUCAACCAGGGAGUACAGCAGCGGCCUGCCCGAGGAGCACAUAUGA